Drosophila hydei is the source of this 4452-nucleotide messenger RNA. RefSeq names its product DIS3-like exonuclease 2 (gene Dis3l2). The transcript is spliced from 4 exons. The record is from RefSeq and is a predicted model, not a curated record. Gene Ontology annotation, cellular component: exosome (RNase complex); P-body. NCBI's taxonomy places the organism in Eukaryota, Metazoa, Arthropoda, Insecta, Diptera, Drosophilidae. Gene Ontology annotation, molecular function: RNA binding; 3'-5'-RNA exonuclease activity. Gene Ontology annotation, biological process: miRNA catabolic process; mRNA catabolic process. Bases 333 to 4166 code for a protein of 1277 amino acids.
AAAAAACAAAUAUAUUUUUGACACAUCUAUUGUUGUUGUAUAGUUAACAGAAAUGUAACGAACUCUAUAUAUCUUCAAGUAAAUCAAAGGAAUGUGUGUAAACUUUUACAAUUUAUAUUCAGUUAGUUAAGAUUUGACCAUCAAGGUCAUAUUCAAAAUUUUGUGACGUUAUGCGCAAAGAGAGGGAAACACGUUGUGCGCCACAUUAAAACGAAUGUGUGUUUUUGUUGUCAUAGUAUGUGAAAUACGCUGCCAAGAUAUAAACAACAAACAAGUAUUUUUUUAUUUAACAAAACCGUUUUGGUGUGCAGCAACAAUAACUGUUUUUAAACAUGUCAAAAACGUCGAGCGUAGGGAGCUUAGAAAGUGCUGUAACGGGUCAGCUGCCGCCGUCGAUACGCAGAAUGCAACAGCAGCAGCAGCAACAGCAACAGCAACAACAACAGCAACAACUUGAUACCGAAAAAGACUACCCAAGUGCGAUUGAGCUAUUGCGCCAGCGUUCGCAACGUUUGGCGACGCGACUGCAACAAACGCAAAAGGAAUUCUCAACGAAAUUGCCAAAUACAACGGAUUAUCCCUUGAUCGAACAGAAAGCUCAUCAAUUUAUGCGCAACUAUGUCUCACAGUCGCAAAUGCAAUUGCCGCAGCAACGUUCAAUGCCAGUGCUCAAUGUUGCUAGUGCUGUUGCAACAGCAAAUGCCGCUGCCAAUCAACUGCAACAACAACAGCAGCCGCAGCAGCAGCAGCAGCAGCAGCAGCAAAGUCAUUUACCACCAUUGCCGCUGCCUUUGUCUAGCUACCCCUUUCCCAUGGCUUCCUAUAUGCCAAUGCAUAUAUUUGCAACAGCAGCCACAUCCAUUCAGUCAACGCAACAACAACAACAACAACAACAGCAGCAGCAGCAACAGGAGUUAAAGAAAAAGCGUAAAUCUCGCCAUGCGCUUAACAGCGAGGUGGAUGCCCUUAAGGACCUAGUCCUAAAACUUGCCUGCCUGAGCCCCGACAUUAAGGCGCACGCUCAGCAGUUCAUCACGCAAAACGAGGUGCUCGCCCAGCUGGAUUGGCUGCAUCUAUCAGAUGCGCAGCAAUUGAACAGAUCGAACAACUAUAUGGCAGCUAAUGUAAUGCGUCAGCAGGUGGUAGCUGCUGGUCAUCGCAUUGAUGGCGGCAUGGACAUGACGAAUCGUCAGCAACAUCAGCAGCAGAUGCAACAGCACCUGCAACAGCAACUGCAGCAGCAACAUCAGCUGCAACUGCACCAGCAGCAGCAACGACCAAUUGCCCGACAGCCUGGAAAUCAAACACAGCCCAUGACUCAAAAGCGUUUAGGCGAGAUUCUGCGUUCACGACGCGAUUCAGAUAUAUCCACCACUAGUAGCAGCAGCACUGCUGCCACAACUCAGCAGCAACAGCAACAACAACAGCAGCAGCAACAGUUGGAGACUGGUGGGCAAUCGCCGCGCAAACGCAAUCGCAAUCGCAAGAAGCGCAAUGACAAGAACACGCCACGUUCUCUAAAGACCGAACUGGAUGCCAUGCGUUCCUACAUCAACAAGAUCGUGCAACAGCAUGUGGGCAGCGAGCAGCUGUUGCCGCAGGAGCUGCUCUUCAAAGGUGACUUUGGUGAUCUAGAGACGCAUGCCAGACGCCUGGUAACCGCUGGCUAUGGUCGCAUCGUCGAGGAGGAGAUUCGUGUGAAUCGGAAAAAUAAUCGCCAGGCGUUCAUAACUAUGUCCACGGAUCGCGAGGCACUGGAGCGUGAUGGCAUUGUUCUAUUGCCCGUGGCCAGACGCUAUGCCUUCGAAGGCGAUACGGUGCGUGCUUUUGUCUUGAAUGUGGGCGCCACGGUGAACAAGACAACGGAUGCGUCAGCGGGCGCAAUUAUAGGUGGCAAGGGCUCGCUAUCAUUAGCUGAGGACGAGGAGUUGUCGGAGGAGACCGAAUCGCAGGACUCUGACGAUGACAAUGUGACAGUCAUUUCCUCCGAUAAUUGCCCCAAAGCUUUUGUCAUUGCCAUUGUUAAGCAAACCGAGCUACGCCAGAUUGUCGGCAAUAUUUCCUUUACUAAUCCCACCAAACUGUGCGACGAUGAGUUGUUCUACAAAUUUCGGCCCUUUGACUUGCGCAUGCCCAUGGUCUAUAUAUCGCAGGCUAGCUGCGCGGCUCAUUUGGGUGGCAAGCAGAUGGACGAAGUGUGCGGCUUGCUGUAUCUGGCGCACAUACUCGAGACGGACUCCAAUGGCCAUUGCAUUGCGGAGCUGGUGCAGCCGCUUGGACGCGUUGGCAAUCUGGACAAUGAAUUGAAGGCCAUACUCUUCCAUAAUAGUUUGCGAGAUAUUGUUCCGUAUGAGGAGCGCUUCAAUGAGAUGUACGCACAGGCGGCGCCAGCUGUAACAGCCACUGAUCUAUUGAAUCGUCGGGAUAUGCGCAAAAGCUGCGUCUUUACCAUUGAUCCACUGACUGCACGGGAUUUGGAUGAUGCCCUGUCCAUUGAGAAGUUGGGCGAUGAUGAAUAUGAGGUUGGUGUGCACAUCUCAGAUGUCUCACAUUAUCUGCAAGAGAACAGCGAGCUGGACAACAUUGUUAAGGAACGUUCCACAUCGAUCUAUUUGGCCAACGAGGUGAUUCAUAUGCUGCCGAAGACGCUCUGCUUCCGUUGCUCCCUGUUGCCAGGGGAGGAUAAGUAUUCGUUCUCUGUCUUCUGGCGCAUGGAUGGCCAGGGCAAACAGCUGGCUGAGCCAAACUUUACAAGAUCCAUCAUGAACUCGUGCUCACAGUUUGCCUACGAGCAUGCCCAGAAGAUAAUUGAUAAUCCACUCGAACCUUUCACCGAGGAUGAUUUUCCCAACAUACUCAAUGGUUUUACGGUCAACGAUAUAGUCCAGAGAGUUACCUGGCUGCAUGGCAUUGCCUCGAAGAUUCGCACUAAGCGCUUUGAUGAUGGCGCCCUCACCAUCAACAAUGCUAAGGUUCGCUUUAGUCUGGAUCCACUGGAAGGCGAACCCAUGGGCUUUGAGGUGGAACAACAGAGAGAGGCGAAUCACAUGAUCGAGGAGUUCAUGUUGCUGGCCAAUCAGGCGGUGGCCAAAUUCAUCUACGAUGCAUAUCCCAAUAUUGCGGUGCUCCGCAAUCAUCCUCCUCCCUUGACCAAGUCACUGAAAUCGUUGCGAGAAAAGCUUCACUCGAUGGGUUUCGAUUUGGACUACAGCUCCUCGAAAGCGUUGCAGACCAGCAUGCAAAAGCUCUGCCAGGAAGCUGCCGACCCUGUUGCCAUGUCGGCGUGUCUAAGCCAGCUGCUAAUGAAGCCCAUGGCGCGUGCGACCUACAUAUGCAGCGAUGGCAAAACGGAACCUUCUGAUCUAUGGCAUUACGCCCUCUCAAUACCCAUCUACACCCACUUCACGAGUCCAAUUCGACGCUAUCCGGAUGUUAUGGUGCAUCGUCUGCUCGCCGCCGGUUUGAACUACUGCGCUGCACCUGAGCGCACAGCGGAUGAACUGCAUCAUUUGACAAAAGUUGCUAACGAACGCAAAUACAAUGCCAAGCAAGCGGGCGAUGAUUCCAGUAAUUUGUUCUUCAAGCGGUAUGUGAGCAAUCGACAGGUGAUCUAUAUGCGUGCCGUGGUCAUGGAGAUCUUUCAGCAUAUGAUGAAUGUGGUCACCCUUGAAUCAGGACAUGUCAUAAGUAUCAACUACAAAAUGCAGCGAGUGCUAAUUGAUACGCAUAAUGCACCCAAUUUCAUUCUGGUUGCCGAGAGGAAUAUGAAGCAGACGCCAUAUAAACUGCAAUUUCUCUCUGUGGUGCCCAUUCGGUUGAUUAUAUGGGAUGGCAAGCUAACGGGAUUUUUACUCACUGCCGAUCAGCGUCAAAAGGGACCCAGCAUUGAACAUCAAGGCGCCUCCUCUCGCAAGGACAAUAAAAAGCAACAACAGCAGCAGCAGCAACAGCAACAGUUGCAACAACAACAAUCUGCAAAAAGCAGCAACAAAUCUAAUAAAAAUAAUGUACACCUGAAAAAUGCUCAACAACUGUCGCAGGAGCAGCAACGUCUGCGUCGACAGCAGCAGCAGAUUCAGCAACAACAACACCAACAACAGCAGCAGCAACAACAACAACAGCAGCAGCCGCAGCGAAUGUUUGCCGUGCGAAAAAACAGUUCAUAAUUAACUAUAACAGCGAAACAACCGAUUUGAAGAUAGCGGCCGCAAAAAUAUCGCAUUUACACACACACGUGCAGCUUUUUUCUAUUUUAUUUUUAAAUCGUUGCUGCGUGUUUUCUAAUUCAUCUUCAAUUUCAAAACACAGUGGAUCGAUUAUAAAUUUCCUGAAACCUGUGAAUUAUCGAUUAUUAAUCAAGUUGCAACUCUGAUGUGGUCGAUAUGCAACCUCUUAAAAAAUGCAAAAAAAAAACUUUAAUUUUGGUCUACACAUAUUGAAAUUUUGAAAAUA